UCCUAAAAAAAAAGAUAAAAACAAAAAUAAAUAAAUAAAUAAAAGAAGGGUGUUGAACGUUUUUAUAAAAAAGAGAACCUCGAACUGAGCUCGAGCAACCGACGAAAGUCAGUCGCUCAUAGCUACAGAGAGGUUCGAUGAGAACCAAUCAAGAUUUGGUGCAUACCGAGUGUACGUGAAAAAAUCCUUGGCCACGACGUCCUCCGUGGUAUCGUCGGUGGCCCGCCGAAGAGGUCAUCCUCGGCAGCUACAAUAACGGCUACCACGGUGACGUCGGCCUCAGGGAUAAUGUUACGUUCACCUGCUCGAGUUGUACUCCAUCAGGAGGGAAACAACGUAACUUCAGGUGUAUCGUCGUCCUCAUCGACGAUGUCAGCACCUGCAACUCCUGUUCAUCAUGGUGGCGGAGGUGGAGGUAGUAGUACUACUACUACUACUACUACUACUCCAGCAAGCUCAUCGUCACGACUCUCCCUUCUCGACACCUGUCACAGGAAAAUCAGGCUCUUCGGCGAGCUCGUCGCAAAAGCCCGACGAAAGGAGAAAGAUGCGGGAACUACAGAGGAUCCUAAACUCUAUUUGGAGGAGGCAACUUUAGAAAGACAGCUGCCCGAGUUAGACUUAAGGAUGCUAGUUGAUCUGCCACCUGGUUUGGAUUAUAACGAGUGGCUAGCAUCACAUACCCUCGCAUUGUUCGAUCAUAUUAAUCUCGUUUAUGGUACUAUAUCUGAGUUUUGCACUAUGACCGGUUGCCCGGAUAUGACUGGUCCUGGUUUGAGGACAUAUUUAUGGUUUGACGAGAAGGGUAAGAAAACGAGGGUGGCAGCGCCACAGUAUAUAGAUUAUGUUAUGACAUUCACACAACGCACCGUUAGCGAUGAAACUAUAUUUCCUACUAAAUAUGCAAAUGAAUUUCCAAGUUCAUUUGAAUCAAUAGUGCGUAAGAUCCUGCGGCUACUGUACCAUGUGGUGGCACACAUUUACCACUGCCACUUCCGAGAGGUGGCACUCUUGGGGUUGCACGCUCACCUCAAUUGUGUAUUUGCUCACCUCACUCUCCUUAAUCAACGCUUCAAUCUUAUUGAUCCCAAGGAAACGGAAAUCCUAGGAGACUUAGAGGCUGCUCUCUUGGGUGACUCAUCAUCUACGCCUUCGCAAACUUUAGCCAUCCAGGAGACUCCGACCACAACCAGCUAGAUCACAAUGCACAGCAUGCCAGAGGUUGCAGUUCCUGAGAGUAGGUGACGAUAGGCGUUUGUUUGGUUUCUUAAAGAUAGAAUAUACGUGAAAGAAAGUUAACAAGAAAAAAAAUACACUUAUUACACAAACGCAUAUAUACAUACACAGAUAUACACAGAAAAGAUGGAACGAUUCUGUAAAAACCAAGUAGUACCUGUAAAUAGCGAAGUGUGAGAAUUACAGCUGCAAUGAUGUAAUUAGGUUCCUCCGUUUGUUGUUUGUGAGAUUGUACAUAAUUUAUUAAUAACGAUAAGAUAUAUAUGAGAAGGAAGAAGAGACGAAGAAGAUGAUAAAUUCAUUAAUUAUUAUAUUGAUGAAAAUUAGUUGAUGAGAUAUAAGAGAGAUCAUUUGUUUCAUAAAAAAAUAAAUGAACCAAUAAGAAUAUUGUAAAGUUGAAGAGAGUAAUACCAAAUAUAUACCUGGUGUUAAGGCAA
This is a messenger RNA of Vespa mandarinia (Asian giant hornet), 1673 nucleotides long. RefSeq names its product MOB kinase activator 2 (gene Mob2). The record is from RefSeq and is a predicted model, not a curated record. Lineage: Eukaryota; Metazoa; Arthropoda; Insecta; Hymenoptera; Vespidae.